Messenger RNA from Parnassius mnemosyne (clouded apollo), 1116 nucleotides. Lineage: Eukaryota; Metazoa; Arthropoda; Insecta; Lepidoptera; Papilionidae. The record is from the annotation of a GenBank genome assembly.
CUGGGUUUCGAGUUUGACCAUUACUACAAGGAAUUCAGUGACUAUGAUGUUGACAACAUCGACCCCAACGUGUUCGUUGUUGACCGCAGUAUGCAGUGCAUUCCGCUCAGGGGUCCUGGGUGGCGUAACUUCGCCACAUUGAACCCCAUGAAAGAGUUCGUAUAUCCCGAAGACGACGCACACGUUGACACCGAGUUUGACAGAUUCAAGGCUGAACACGACAAACAAUACGCCAGUGAAGUGGAGCACGCUAAACGCUUGAACAUCUUCAGACAGAAUCUACGAUUCAUUAACUCUAACAAUCGCGCGCGGCGUGGCUUUACUUUGUCUGUGAACCACCUGGCUGAUCGCACUGACGACGAGCUGGCGGCUUUACGGGGACUAAGAUACAAUGGAUCCGAACCUACGGGUCUACCCUUCCCAUACGGAGAAUCCGAGUUGAAAGAGAUGCAAAUGAUACUGCCUCCCGAAAUUGACUGGAGGCUGUUCGGUGCUGUCUCACCAGUGAAAGACCAGUUGUGCGGUUCGUGCUGGUCGUUUGGAGCGGCCGGUGCUGUAGAGGGCGCGCUGUUCUUACGCAACGGCGGCAAUCUCGUUCGUCUCAGUGAACAGGCGCUCAUCGAUUGUUCUUGGGGCUUCGGUAACUUGGGCUGCGACGGUGGCUCGCCAUCCAGGGCUUACCAGUGGAUCAAGAAACACGGUCUGCCCACUGAAGUGGACUAUGGCGGUUACUUGGGGAAGGACGGCUACUGCCACGUGGACAAUGUGACACUGGUGACAACUAUCAAGGACUGGGUCGAUGUCACCCCCAACAAUGAGAUCGCCCUUCGUCUGGCAAUCUUCAAGUACGGUCCGGUAUCGGUGGUGAUCGACGCUUCGCAAAAGAGUUUCAGCUUCUACUCUCACGGAGUAUACUUUGAACCAAAUUGCAAAAACAAAAUAUACCAAAUGAACCACGCAGUCUUGGUGGUAGGAUACGGCACCUUCAACGGACAGAGAUACUGGCUCGUUAAGAACUCCUGGUCGAACCGAUGGGGAAACGAUGGAUACGUGCUCAUGUCCUCCCGAGACAACAACUGCGGUGUGGAAAAUGCGCCCGCCUACGUACUCAUUUAG